Messenger RNA from Spinacia oleracea (spinach), 4092 nucleotides. RefSeq names its product nardilysin-like. Gene Ontology annotation, cellular component: cytosol. The record is from RefSeq and is a predicted model, not a curated record. NCBI's taxonomy places the organism in Eukaryota, Viridiplantae, Streptophyta, Magnoliopsida, Caryophyllales, Amaranthaceae. The transcript is spliced from 19 exons. Gene Ontology annotation, biological process: proteolysis. The coding region runs from base 307 to 3441 and encodes 1044 amino acids. Gene Ontology annotation, molecular function: metal ion binding; metalloendopeptidase activity.
AUUUUUUUUGUUUAAUUUAUUUCACCUUCAUUUUUUUUGCUUUUAUUUACUCACAAAAAUGCAAUACUUUUGUUUUUCCAAUUUCCCAGAAAUUAUUCCAUGAAAUUAGGAGGGAGGAAAGGUUAACGCCGCAGCCUGGCCUCUGUUUGAAGCAACCUAAAUCCUGUCCAGCAGCGGCGAAAGAAACAGUGAGGAGAACAAUUAACACCGUUCACCAUUUCCAAGUGUUGUUUCUGCUACACACUUGAAAUUAGUGCCAGAAUUCCCAGAUUUUGUGUAGGGUUUUGUCUGAAGUUGCGGCGAAAGAUGACGGUGUCGGCGGGAGGUGUGGCAUUCUCGUCGGAUAAUCUGGUGAAGAAGUCACCCAAUGAUAGGCGGUUAUACAGAUAUCUUCAACUUCAGAAUGGUCUCUCUGCUUUGCUUGUUCACGACCCUCAGAUUUAUCCUCCUCCCGGCAAUCUUAAUUCCGAGGAAGACGAUGAAGACGACGACGAAGAUGACGAUGAUUACGAUGACGACGAGGAUGAUGAUGAAGAUGAUGAAGACGACGAUGAUGAAGAUGAUGAAGAUGAAGAAGAUGAGGAUGAUGAAAAAGAUGAUGACGAGGAUGAAGAUGGUGGGAGUAAAAAGGGGAAGGGGAAGGGGAAGGGGAAGAAAUCUGCAACUCAAACUAAGAAGGCAGCAGCAGCAGUUUGUGUUGGGAUGGGUAGCUUCUCAGACCCUUAUGAAGCACAGGGUCUUGCUCAUUUCUUAGAGCACAUGCUGUUCAUGGGUAGUUCUGAAUUUCCAGAUGAAAAUGAGUAUGAUAGUUACUUGUCCAAGCAUGGAGGUUCAUCAAAUGCAUACACAGAGGCAGAGCAUACUUGCUAUCAUUUUGAUGUCAAGCGGGAGUUUCUCAAAGAUGCAUUGAAAAGGUUUUCUCAGUUCUACAUCUCACCAUUAGUGAAAGAUGAAGCCAUGGAUCGAGAGGUACUGGCAGUUGAUUCAGAGUUUAACCAAGCGUUGCAAAGUGAUUCUUGUCGUCUUCAACAACUCCAGUGCCAUACUUCUAUUCCUGGUCAUCCUUUUAACAGAUUCUUCUGGGGCAACAAGAAAAGUUUGUAUGAUGCUAUGGAAAAAGGGAUUGAUAUACGACAAAGAAUUAUGAAGAUGUAUGAAGAUAACUACUGUGGUGAAAUUAUGAAGUUAGUCAUCAUUGGUGGAGAGUCGCUUGAUGUACUGCAGAGUUGGGUCCUAGAAUUGUUUAGUGAUGUGAAGAAAGGUCCUUCCUCGGGGCUGGAGAUAAAUUACGAAGGUCCUAUCUGGAAUGCUGGCAAGCUAUACAGACUGGAGGCUGUUAAAGAUGUUCACACCCUGGAGAUAUCAUGGAAAUUGCCAUGUCUUCGCAAAUACUAUCUGAAUAAGUCUGAAGAUUACCUGGCUCAUCUAAUAGGACAUGAGGGAAGCGGAAGCUUGCAUUUCUUUUUGAAGAGUAAAGGAUGGAUAACAUCUAUAUCAGCUGGUGUUGGAGAUGAUGGAAUGCAAAGAUCUUCUUUAGCCUAUAUUUUUGGCAUAUCUAUAAACCUUACAGACUCUGGAUUGGACAAGAUCUAUGAGGUUAUUGGAUUUGUGUAUCAAUACCUCAAACUACUGCGCCAAGCUCCUCCUGAAGACUGGAUAUUUAAGGAACUCCAGGAUAUUGGAAAUAUGGAAUUUAGGUUUGCUGAGGAACAGCCGCAGGAUGAUUAUGCUGCUGAACUUGCAGCAAACUUGCUUACAUAUCCACCACAGCAUGUAAUCUAUGGUGAAUAUGCAUAUGAAGACUGGGAUGCUGAGAAGAUAAAAUUCCUUCUCAAUUUCUUCACCCCAGACAAUAUGAGGGUUGACCUAUUAUCCAAAUCCUUUGACAAAUCCGGAGAUGUCUUGUGUGAGCCAUGGUUUGGAGCAAACUACACUGAGGAAGAUAUUGCUUCAUCUAUGAUGGACUUGUGGAGGGACCCUCCAGCAAUAGAUGGAUCAUUACAUAUGCCAUCAAAGAACGAGUUCAUUCCAGUUGACUUCCUUGUGCAUGCUGAUAAAAUGUCAGAAAAAAUUGCUGAUGAAUCUUGUCCUAGAUGUGUACUUGAUGAACCGUUGAUGAAACUCUGGUUCAAGCUCGAUAGGAUCUUUAAACUUCCUCGUGCAAAUACAUAUUUCCGUAUCAAUUUAAAGGGUGCUUAUGCAAGUGUGCGUAACUGUCUCUUGACUGAACUGUUUGUUCGACUUUUGAAAGACGAGCUGAAUGAAACUAUUUACCAGGCCAGCAUAGCCAAGUUAGAAACUUCAAUCUCUGUUUUUGGCGACAAACUUGAGCUAAAAGUUUAUGGGUUCAGUGAAAAGCUUUCACUUCUACUUUCUAAGAUACUGGCUGUAGCAAAGUCCUUUUCACCAAAAGAUGAUCGAUUUAAGGUCAUUAAAGAGAAUAUGGCGAGGAACUUGAGGAACACAAAUAUGAAGCCUUUAAACCACGCAUCAUACCUGAGAUUGCAAAUCCUUUGCAAAGCUUAUUGGGAUGUAGACGAUAAGCUACAGUGUUUAGCUGAUUUGUCCCUUGCUGAGUUACAGGAUUUCAUUCCAGAGCUUCUUUCCCAGUUAUAUUUUGAAGGCCUCUGUCAUGGUAAUUUACUAGAAGAAGAAGCCGUCAAUGUAUCGAACACAUUUAAAAGCUACUUUGCGGUACCAGCAAUUCCUGUGGAGAUGAGGCAUAAGGACCAAGUGUUAUGCCUUCCUUCUGCAGCAAAUCUCGUUAAAGAUGUCCGUGUAAAAAAUAAGCUUGAAGUAAACUCUGUAGUUGAGCUUUAUUACCAAAUUGAGCCGGAAAAUGCUGUGGAUUCACUUAGACAGAAAGGUUUCUCUGAUCUGUUUGAUGAGAUUAUACAAGAGCCCUUUUUUAAUCAGCUAAGGACGAAGGAGCAGCUUGGUUAUACUGUUGAAUGCAGCCCACGUACAACAUACCGUGUCUUUGGUUACUGUUUCAGCGUUCAAUCUUCCAAGUACAACCCUGUAUACUUGCAAGGGAGGAUAGACAACUUUAUUGAUGGCCUGAAUGAUAUGCUGGAAGGACUUGACGAUGGAUCCUUUGAGAGUUAUAAAAGUGGGUUAAUUGCAAAAUUGCAAGAGAAAGAUACAUCAUUGGCGUGCGAGACUAGCCGUUUUUGGAAUGAAAUUACAGAUCAGAGGUAUCUAUUCGAUUUUGAAGAAAAGCUGGCACAAAUUGUGAGGAACAUAAAUAAAAGUGAGCUAAUUGACUGGUGUAGUACAUAUUUCGCGAGGGAAUCCCCCAAGCGCCGGAGGCUUGCGAUCCGAGUAUGGGGUUGCAACACCGACUUAAAAGAGGCUGAAGCACAGACAAAGUCUGUGGAAGUCAUUGACGACUUCAUUGCGUACAAGAAGUCUUCCAAGUUCUAUGCGAGUUUUUGUUAAACAAACUGGUCCCAAACAUGAUACAAGAGCAUUUUUCGGCUGAGAAUCUCAUUAUUAGUUUCCAGUCAGGUGCAGUAGAUUCUCAGUUAUCUUGUGUUUGGUACUGUGCAUAACAAUGUGAGGGUAAGAACUAAGAAGGCCUCAUUGAUGGAAUCCAUCUCUCCUUUCGCUGCUUUGCGUAUCACAGAUGCAAAGGAUACCGACCAGGUGACCAUCCAUAAAACAAUGGUUCUUGUGUUGUGAACAAAACAGGGACUUCCAGAGCUUCCUAUUUUGUUUUGCUUGAAACUUCAGACGCGGUUGGUCACUUCUCAUUUCUCUUAAGAAGCAAGAAAAGCAGGAAAUUGUUUUUGAUGAAAGUUAUACAAGAAUUCUGAGCUCAGGAUUUUGAUACUUAUUCAAGACGUUAAUGGAGGUGCUCAGGAUUAACAAACAUUAAAUUUUUUUUUUCCGUAUUUGAGGUACCUUAAUUAAGCCAUGGAAGUUUAAAGUCGAAUUCAAAUAAAGUUAUGAAGUCCACCAUUUCUUUAUGGGUGAUUUACCAAGGCAAGAUUUAUUUGUAGUUUGUCAAACGUUUUCAUUUGGGUAAGUCGGGCUCAAAAUGUACACUUGAAAUGUUUUGUACUGUGUAUGCAGUUUUUUAUCAGGUUU